CUCAUGCCUGGUGCCAAGGGUAACAAGAAUCAAGUUGACGACAAAGAAGUGAGAAGUUCCAUCCUGAAUCGUUACGGGUUCGUGGAUCACGACGAUGACGCAAGAGAACAUCGACCAGUAGCUCCUAAGUGGGAAGGCAAGAAGAUGAUCCGUUACCGCGACAACAAGGUUGUGAGUCUCAAGGGAGAGAGGUACACUGAAAUUAAGAAGGAAGAAGCAACUGACAUGAAGAAGACAUAUGUACACCUUAAACCGGGCAAGCAAUAUAGAUUCCACUGAUCCACAGGGUACAAACCUUACUAUGUUGCCGCUGCCCGUCGUCGUCACCUCACUAGGGACAUUAUGGUUGCUGGAAUGGGCCAGGGCGGUAAGGUUUGUUUUUGUCAACAACAUCUGAUUUAUUUUUACUCUCUCGUGGCCCUGCGCUCCGAAGCGUGCGGCGAGUCAGAGUGCUUGAGUGAUGUCUUGAUGUGUUUCCUUGGUCUCUUUGAACUUUUCAUGUGUAAUCUCCUCGGAAUUCUCAUAGCCGUUCAGUGUUGUUUAUUAGUGUUAAACAGUGACUGUUUUGAUGUAAGUAAAGGUAGAUAUGUUUUAUUGAUAUUACUUAGGUACCAAAGAA
Messenger RNA from Macrobrachium nipponense, 619 nucleotides. Its product is annotated as CUE domain-containing protein 2-A-like. NCBI's taxonomy places the organism in Eukaryota, Metazoa, Arthropoda, Malacostraca, Decapoda, Palaemonidae. The record is from RefSeq and is a predicted model, not a curated record. Gene Ontology annotation, molecular function: ubiquitin binding.